GGUGCUCAUCGCGUCGGCGGCUGCGAGGCCACGGGCCAGCCUGCAGACAAUACGCGUCCCUUGGCCCUGGCUCAAUAAAACUGCUUCACCCUUGCCCCACGAGCGGCUCUCAUCCUCGGUGUCCCAAGUUCAACUGUCCGCGACGAGCUUUCUCUCUAUUUCUCUGGCUGGUCCAUUGCAUUUCUCACGACCGUUGCGACCGCACGCCGACGUCUAUCAAUCACCGCCCACGUUCUCAUCGCACAGCAUCCGCCGCAGCCAUACUACUACCUCUCUCUCCCAGCGGCAACAACCCAUCUUCUUCGUUCCUCUUCCUCUGAUUUCGCCUCGGUCGCCAGGCGCUGCCCUUUUGUUUGUUCGCCUUCCAUUUCGUUCCUCUUUGACAUCUUCCUUCGCAAGCCCGGUGCUUUCACGCAAUCGUUCUAUCGUCUGGCAACGUUUGGCAACACAUUCACUUCUAUCUAUCACCAUGUCUCUCAAAGCCGAGCUCGAGACCUGGGCCGCCGCACUCAAGGCGUACGACGAGGAGGACUUUGACAAGUCCCUCCAGCUCUUCUCCAACAUCGCCGAUUCAUCCAAGAUCCUCACCAACAUGGGACUCAUCUAUGCCACCAUCGGCGAGCACGAGGCUGCCGUCGAGCAGUUCGCCGCUGCGACCCAGCUCGAUCAGUACCUUGCUGUAGCCUACUUCCAAUCCGGCGUCUCCUCCUUCCUCCUAGGCGCCUACCCCGCCGCGCUCCAAGCCUUCGACGACGCCCUCCUCUACAUGCGCGGCAACGCCGACAUCAACUACGCGCAGCUCGGGCUCAAAUUCACCCUGUACGCCGCGGAGGUGCUCUUCAACAAGGGGCUCACGCUCAUCUACAUGAGCCGCGAGGGCUACCGCGAGGACGGGCGCGUCGGCGGGCGCGCGGGCGGCGAUGGGGGGCGGGGCGAGCUGGAGGGGAUGGCGGUGCUCGAGGAGGCGAGGAGGGAGGCGAGGACGGAGGAGCAUGCGGUUAUUGCGGAUGCGAUUAGGGAUGGCGGGGAUGGGUAUACCGUGUUUAGUAUCCCCGUAGGCGUGCUCUACCGCCCGGCGGAGAAGAAGCUCCAGAACGCAAAAGCGAAAGACUACAUGGGCAAAGCCAAACUCGUCGCGGCGGAGGACGCGUCGGAGGCGUACACCGAGUUCACGGGCGUCGCGCGCAUGCGGAUGGGCCAAGGCCUGAGCCCGACGCGCGGCGAGAACGACCGGCCGCGCUCCCCAAGCGGACUUGGACUCGGACUCGGGAGGGCCAACACCCUCGGGACGCCCGCGGUCCCUCUCAAACGCGACGACGACAUCAUGCCGUCGUUGCAGCGCUCCAAAACGACCAUAAACGUCAGCGCCCCAUCCCCCCGCGCACUCAACCCAAACGCCAUCAGCCCCCGCUCCAACUCGCCCUCCACCGUCUCCCCCGUCCGCUCCCCGCCCACCGUCUCCCCCGUGCGCUCGGCGUCCGCGGGCCCGCGCGCGGGCGCCGGUUCGGGUCUGUCGAGGAGCGCGACGAGUGUUAGGCGGGGCGGGGCGAACGGGCCGGGCCCGGGGCCGGUGCGGGGGUUGAGCGUGCGGAAGCCGGGUUUGAAUGCUUCGUCUGUGAGCGGGAAUGGGAAUGGUGGCGGGAAUGGUGGGAGGGCGGAGGCGAGGGGGCGCGCGAACGCGAAUGAGACGAUGCGCACGACGGAGUUUUAUGAGUCGUAUUUGGAUGGGUACGCCGAGGAGCCUUUGCCGCCUCUGCCACAGCCGCGCCGGGCCAACACCGCUCCCAGUUCCAAUGCGAACUCGGGCUCGAAUGCGAACGCGAACGGGAACGCGAAUGCGAAUGCGGGUCCGGGCGUGCGAAGGGCGAAUACGACGCGCGCGCCGGCGAAUAGCGUGUAUAGCAAUGGGAGCGGGAUGGGUGGAGCGGGUGGGGGCGUGCGGAGGAGGCCGACGAGGAGGCCGACGAUGAGUCGGCGUGUGGUGAGCGAGUAUGAGGAGGACGAGGAGGGGUAUGGGAGUGGGGAGUGGGAGGAGGGACCGGGUGAUUUGAUGAAGAUUCGCGUCAAGCUCCACUAUCAAGACGACGUGCGCGGGAUGGCCUUCACGCCCGACAUGCCGUGGGAAGAGUUUUUGGAGCGGGUGACGGGCAAGUUUGGGAGGGCGCUGGACGGGCUGGGGAUGAAGUUUAAGGAUGAGGAUGGGGGGAAGGUUAGUUUGAAGGAUGGGAUGGAUUAUGAGCUUGCGAUUGAGACGGCGCGGGAGAUGGCGAAGGGGAAGCUUGAGGGGAGGUUGGAGAUUUGGUGUGUUGAUGAGUAGGGGGGUGCUCGUGGUGGUUUUUUUGCUCGUUUUUGUUGAAUCGUUGGGUUUUUUUUUGCGUUGUUGUUGGAUGGGAUUGGACU
Messenger RNA from Laetiporus sulphureus 93-53, 2400 nucleotides. RefSeq lists its product as uncharacterized. The coding region runs from base 470 to 2317 and encodes 615 amino acids. The transcript has 6 exons. Gene Ontology annotation, molecular function: protein binding. NCBI's taxonomy places the organism in Eukaryota, Fungi, Basidiomycota, Agaricomycetes, Polyporales, Laetiporaceae. The record is from RefSeq and is a predicted model, not a curated record.